CGACUAUGGUGGAGGUUUUCUAAAGUAAGAUCAAGCUGAAUAACUUCAAUUUAGGAUUCAAAUACCGCUAUUUAGAUCUGACCUUUUCUUUGAUAACAUGGGCGGAGUGUGCUUGUGCUUUUUAUGGACUUGCAGACCGGUGUGGCCACUUUUUAUUAUUCUGGCUACAAUACCGUGUGUGUUGUACUGCUCAGAGAGUCCUGCAGCUGUCGUUGGCAAAAUGUAUCCACGGGGCAACCACUGGGCAGUAGGUCACUUGAUGGGGAAGAAGAGCAUCGAGAGCCUACCUGAACUGCAAGAGACAAACCAUGACAGUGACUACCUCACACCCUUAGAAACAGCUGGGGUCACAGAGCGACUGAUGGAGGCACUGAUGCAACAAAAGAACCAGGAACAGACAACGCCACAGACUGCAGACCGGCUGCUUUGGCUGCAGAGCGGCUGGAGAGAAGAGGACAGAGACAAAUAUCUCAGAGAGAUGUCCAACCUGCUUCUUCUGGCUUUGAAACUGCGAGACAGUGAAUCCACCUGAAUGCAAGACAGUCAUCAUUAUCUACUAAACAUGUGCUGUAAUCACAUAUUCACACUGUAUAUUUUUUCCUCUGCAAGAGUACGCUGGAAAGCCAAUAGAAGUUUAUUUAAUCAGUAAUUCAAUUCUAAUAUGUGCAUCAUGCAGGAGUUUGAUUACAGACUGACAGGAUAAGGUUAUGUUGAAUGCAUUGAGAUGCUGAAUAAAUUUAACAUUGUGAUAA
Sander lucioperca (pikeperch) is the source of this 752-nucleotide messenger RNA. RefSeq names its product gastrin-releasing peptide. The transcript has 3 exons. Gene Ontology annotation, biological process: neuropeptide signaling pathway. The coding region runs from base 98 to 532 and encodes 144 amino acids. Lineage: Eukaryota; Metazoa; Chordata; Actinopteri; Perciformes; Percidae. The record is from RefSeq and is a predicted model, not a curated record. Gene Ontology annotation, molecular function: neuropeptide hormone activity.